Molecule: messenger RNA, 1413 nt
Organism: Triticum turgidum subsp. durum (durum wheat)
Lineage: Eukaryota; Viridiplantae; Streptophyta; Magnoliopsida; Poales; Poaceae
Source: the annotation of a GenBank genome assembly
AUGAAGGUCCCUGACAAGUUCUUACAUGUAAAGAACAGAAGCUUCGAUGAGUGCACCGCCGAGUGCGGCAACAACUGCUCAUGUACGGCAUAUGCUUAUGCCAACAUGAAAGGUGCCGGUGAUGAGGCUGACCCGACAAGGUGCUUGGUUUGGAUAGGAGAGCUUAUCGAUACAUCAAAGUACAUUGAGGUUGGCGAGAAUCUAUACCUUCGCGUUGCUGAGUCUCCUGGCGACAAAAAGAGCAGUUUACUAAAGAUUUUACUCCCGGUUAUAGCAUUCAUGUUGCUACUGACAUGCAUAGCCCUCAUUUGGACAUACAAAUACAGAGGAAAAUGGAGAGAGCAGGAAAACCAGAAGAAACUAAUGCAAAGAUACUUUAGCACAUCCGAUGAACUCAAAGGCGAAAAUACAGAAUUUCCAUUUGUUAGCUAUGAAGACAUCCUUUCAGCAACAAUGCUUUUCGCCGAUUCCAACUUGCUUGGACAGGGAGGUUUUGGAAAAGUUUACAAGGGCAUCCUAGAAGGUGGAUAUGAGGUUGCGGUCAAAAGACUUAGUAAGGGUUCUGGACAAGGUAUAGUUGAGUUCAAAAAUGAAAUAGUUCUAAUUGCCAAGUUGCAGCACAAGAACCUAGUCAGACUUCUUGGGUGUUGCAUUCAGGAAGAUGAGAAAUUAUUGAUCUAUGAGUACUUGCCUAACAAAAGUUUGGAUGCCUUUAUUUUUGAUGAUGCACGAAAACACAUGCUCCAUUGGUCGACCCGGUUCAAAAUAAUUAAAGGAAUAGCAAGAGGCCUUCUUUAUCUCCAUCAAGAUUCAAGAUUAACAAUAAUUCACAGAGAUCUCAAAGCUAGUAACAUAUUGCUGGAUGCGGAAAUGACUCCCAAAAUUUCAGAUUUUGGUAUGGCAAGAAUCUUUGGUGCAAACCAGAAUCAUGCAAACACUACAAGGGUCGUUGGAACAUAUGGUUACAUGUCGCCUGAAUAUGCGAUGGGAGGUGCCUUUUCUGUUAAAACGGACACAUAUAGCUUCGGUGUUCUUUUGUUGGAGAUUGUUAGUGGAUUGAAGAUCAGCUCACCUCAGCUCAAAACAAACUUUUGUAGCCUUAUAACUUAUGCAUGGAGAAUAUGGGAAGAUGGAGAAGCAACUGAAUUAGUGGACUCUUCAAUUGUUGUGGAUUGUCCUUUUCAUGAAGUUGUACGGUGUAUUCAUGUGGGGCUCUUGUGUGUUCAAGAUCAUCCCAACAAUAGGCCACUGAUUUCAUCUGUUAUGCGUAUGUUAGAGAAUGAAAACACAUCACUUCCAACUCCAAAGAAACCUGUAUAUUUUCCUCUAAGUAAUUGUGAAGGUGGAGAAGCAAGGGAGAACAUACAAAAUACCAUAAACGCAAUGAGCAUCACAACACUAGAGGGUCGUUAG